GAUUUAUGCGUUGAGUGCGUAUGAAUAUAACUGCGCAUGCAGAAUCAUUUGAGGCAGUUAACCUGAAAAUACGCAAAGCAUAAGGAUGAAAAUAAAUGUAUAUCAUUUUGUGUGGCUUCUAUGGCUCUACGAUAAAGACAAAUUAAUCGCAAAAGGGGAGGUAACAAACCAUGUGAACGGAAAUGAUGUGUCUGCAGUCUUUCCCGACGAGGCGUGGCCGCGUGUCGAGGACGCACAGACCGUCAACAACCGCUCCUUGGAAAUACCGGAAGUUCGUGACAACCCGGUCGUUUCCGAUGUGACGGCAGUGUUCGAAGAGGUAGAGGUCCGCAUCGAAGGUCGCGUUGACGCGUUCCCAGAACACUCAUACCAGUGGAGGAGUGAGGAUGGCAUCCUACUCCAAGCGGAACAAAUCCUGCAGACGAUACCGGUCGCCAGCGACAUCCUCCCUCUGUCCGGCUAGAUGCGCAGCAGACGUUACCGGUUGCCAGCGACAUUUACCCUUUAUCCGGCUACAGGCGUUUUAAUGCGAAAACUUGUUGUGUACACCAGCUCUGCUUUACCCUAUUCUGAUACUAACGACCAUGAUACACCAAAGCGCGGCUGAUUAACAUGAGUUUGGCCUAGAAGCACUUUUAUUAACAAUUUAGAUAACUUAAUGACUGGAAUAUACAUAACAGAGUGGUCUUCAUUGGAUCUAAAACGAUGUAGCUAAUCGGAUUACUUGUUAUUAAAUACUGACCAAUAGAGUGAAUGAAGUCAAAAAUGUAUGACCAUAAGAUUGACUAAACUCUCAUAAGGAAUACCACCCCAGGGGCAGUGAUUACGAACAGUCUCAAGGCUGAGUUCAGACCCAAGACUCAAUAUGACAAAACUUAAUUUCAUUGUAUCUUUCCUUCUAGCAAAGCAUAGUUGGUGAAAUUUGCUCAAAUACUACUAAUUGAGUGUUGUUCUAUUGUUUACAUUUAUUUUUGUAAAAGAAAUGGAAUAAAUAAGAUUUUUUGUUCCUUCAUAAAAAAGCUUUUUUGACUUCGAGUCUAGACUUGGACUUGAGACUGUUUAUAAUCAUAGCCCCAGGCACUUUUUGAGAGUUAUAAUAUACCCAACGGCCAAGCCUUUAACUGGGUUACAGUUGAUGACAUGUAAACGGUGCGCUCUGGACAUCAUGUUGUAAUUCCAUUUGUUGACGUAAUAACUAUUUUACCCUGUGGUAAACACUAACAAGGACCCGGAUUAAAUUUUAUUGCAAAUAUACGUGCUUGAAAUAACUUCCUUGUUUUCUAUAUAUAUGAGCAAAUAAAUAAAUAAAUUAUUAAAUGCAA
Molecule: messenger RNA, 1322 nt
Organism: Mya arenaria
Lineage: Eukaryota; Metazoa; Mollusca; Bivalvia; Myida; Myidae
Exons: 3
Coding region: 86-463 (125 amino acids)
Source: RefSeq, a predicted model, not a curated record